ACAAUAUAUUGUAGACAUGUUAUGCUGACUUUUCCAGAAGAAGGAUACGUUUAUUUGUCGUCUUUCUCGUUUUCUUUUUAACAAAGAAACAUUUUUAAAACUGAAUUUCUGUGGAUAAAUGAAAUAUCUGUUUAUCCUCUGGAGUGUACAAUGAUGCCCAGGAUGGACCUCUACCAAAUCAUCACCAUGAUGGUUGUGUCGCUGCUGCUAGUGCUGGCAACAUUACCAGCUCAUCAUCACCUUCAUCAUCAUCUUCAUCGCCAAUGGCAUCAUCCUCAUCACCAUCAUCACUAUGAAGCAGUCUUUUCCUGCUCCUUGAUUUUCAUUUAAUUAUCAAAGCAGGAUUUCAGCUACUCUAUCACUUUUUUACCAUUCAUUUGGGCAGCACAUCUGAGCUAGCCUUCAUCAAAGAGCCCCAUGACAUUAUCGCUGUAAGGGACCGCCCCUUGAUGCUGAACUGUGAAGUAGAGGGAGAAGGCCCUAUUACUAUUACCUGGCGGAGAAAUGGCGUACCUGUGCAGGUGGGCCCCAGAGUGGCCGUGUUAAGCAAUGGCAUGCUCCUGAUCCGAAACUUCCAGAAACGGCGUGAGAGCAACGAGACAGAUGCGGGAGAGUAUGACUGUGCUGCACAGAACCGCUAUGGCAUGCUGAUCAGCCGUAAGGCACGAGUCCAGUUUGCAUCUCUUCCUAAGUUUCACACCCACCCAGACUCCAUGACAGUGGAUGAAGGAGGGGUGGCACGCUUCCACUGCGCCAUUAAUGGAAUCCCCGAGGCUAGCAUCAUGUGGGAGAGGAACAGAACCACACUCAGCACAGAUGAUGACAGGUAUACUCUCCUGCCCAGUGGUAUUCUGCAGGUCACCGGCGUGCGUCAUGAAGACAGUGGAGUGUAUCGCUGCGUAGCCAAAAACAUUGCUAACACACGUUAUAGUCACGAGGCCCUGCUUACUGUCACUGUGGCAGCUCCUCGUACCUAUAAGGAUCCAGUGAUUCUCUCAGGUCCUCAAAAUCUCACCAUCAACGUCCACCAGACUGCCAUCUUAGAGUGCAUUGCCACCGGCAACCCCCGACCAAUUGUGUCCUGGAGCAGGCUAGAUGGACGUUCUAUUGGAGUGGAGGGGAUCCAGGUGUUGGGGACGGGUAACCUUAUGAUCUCUGAUGUUACCCUACAGCACUCUGGAGUAUAUGUGUGCUCAGCCAACAGACCUGGAAGUAGGACGAGACGUACCGCACUGGGCCGACUGGUGGUGCAAGCUCCGCCUGAGUUCCUGCAGUGGCCGCAGUCCGUGUCUAAAGCAGUAGGGGGCAGCGCAGUGUUCACCUGCCAGGCUCAGGGCGUCCCAGAACCUCACCUCAUCUGGUUAAAAAAUGGCAAGAUCCUCACUCCCGGGGACAACGUCAAACUUACCAACAGCAACAGCACUCUGGCUGUGACCCGGAUCACUGCUGAGGAUGAAGCCAUCUAUCAGUGUAUAGCAGAGAACAGCGCCGGCACCAACCAGGCCAGUGCACGAUUAGCUGUGUCCCUGUCUCCCGAGAAUCCACUUCCUGAGGCUCCACAGGAUCUGACGGCUACUCCACUCACACACACGUCCCUGCAGCUCAGCUGGAACCAGCCCGAAGUCCAUGUGACCGACAACAUCAUCGGCUACGUGCUGCACAUACGCAUGCUUGGUGAGCCAGACAGUAAAGAGCUUCAGGAGGCUGUGAGCAAGGACACGUUCCAGCAUGAGUUUAAUAAUCUGGAACCAGCAACCACUUAUUCCAUUUACCUCAAAGCUUACUCUCCUCUGGGGGCCAGCCAGAAGUCCAACACUGUGGUUGCCACAACACUAGGGGGCGUUCCCACCAUGCCCAGCUUCUUCACUAAAGUUCUGAACAGCACAACAAUGCAAAUUUAUUGGGAACUGCCCAGCAAACCAGGGAAGCUGGAGGGCUUUAAAGUGUCGCACCGUGUCGUACCUCAGGAGCAGUUUGGUCCAGAGGAGCUCUUCCCCAGCCACAUCAACACACACACUAUCUCACACCUUGAGCCAGGAGCUAUGUAUGAGAUCCAGCUGGUGGCAUUUAAUGGGAACGGAGACAGCAUGUGCAAUAAGCGCCUCGUCUCCUUGGCUGAGAGUGGAACAGGGGACAAGAACAGUGCUGUAGGGCAAAGCAUGUGUAACUGCAGGCAAGAUGGAGAGAGCUCUGUAACUGGCAUCGUGGUUGGCAUCCACAUUGGAAUGGCCUGCAUUAUUUUCUGCGUGCUCUUCCUUAUGUUCGCAUACCGCCGCAGCUCAUUUUGCAGAAAGGGCACGCAGGAUGAAUGGAGUGUGCCACAUAACGGAGCGGGACCACUAGGAGACGAGGUACCUAAAGAGGGAGCGAUAUGCACCAGUGAGGCUAUUGAACUAAUGCCACAGCUUCAGAGCAGCUCUGCAGAGAGGCAGGCUGCAGGGGCACACUGCCAGGUUCUCAUUGAGCAGCAACCCAACUGCCAACAAGGCACAAGUACAAGCACAGGCACUGGUGCAGGCUGAUAACCCCGUACACACAUUUCUUUUUCCUCCCUUACACCUCCCCAUCUCCCCAAGUGCAGUACUUGGCCACUCCAUGUCACACUAUUCACCAAAGCCUUAUUCCAGCCCUCCUAAGCAGACAGUAACACACAGACACGAGACUACACAUACAUUCUGUACACACAUAGUCUGGUGUAUG
Clarias gariepinus (North African catfish) is the source of this 2700-nucleotide messenger RNA. Its product is annotated as immunoglobulin superfamily DCC subclass member 3. The record is from RefSeq and is a predicted model, not a curated record. The transcript is spliced from 15 exons. Gene Ontology annotation, biological process: axon guidance; cell-cell adhesion. NCBI's taxonomy places the organism in Eukaryota, Metazoa, Chordata, Actinopteri, Siluriformes, Clariidae. Bases 450 to 2522 code for a protein of 690 amino acids. Gene Ontology annotation, molecular function: protein binding. Gene Ontology annotation, cellular component: axon; plasma membrane.